Messenger RNA from Solanum dulcamara, 2221 nucleotides. Its product is annotated as putative pentatricopeptide repeat-containing protein At1g12700, mitochondrial. The transcript is spliced from 2 exons. The record is from RefSeq and is a predicted model, not a curated record. Lineage: Eukaryota; Viridiplantae; Streptophyta; Magnoliopsida; Solanales; Solanaceae. Gene Ontology annotation, molecular function: protein binding. Bases 37 to 1794 code for a protein of 585 amino acids.
GCAGAGCAACACUGACACAUCCAUUAGCCAUUGAAGAUGAAGAGAAUUUCUCUGCGAAAUGGCAAUGAUAUUCCCUUUAUCUCUUUCUUCCCUAAUUCACAUUCUGCUUCCGCAAUUACAGUAAAGGGUAAAGUUGGGUUAAACAGUAGCAAUUUUGACAAAGUAAAGAGUUUAGAUGAUGCUGUGAAUCUCUUCAAUCAAAUGGUUAGAAUGAAACCUCUUCCUUCAGUUGUCGAUUUCUCUAAAUUGUUUAAGAAUAUGAUAAGUAUGAAGCAUUACUCUGCUGUCCUUUCUCUUUUUCGAGAAAUGCAGAAAUUGGGUAUCCCAAUUGAUGGGUUCAUCUUGACUGGUGUGAUUAAUAGUUAUUGUCUGAUGCAUCGUUCUGAUUGUGCAUUUUCGGUGUUACCCAUUUACUUGAAGAGCGACAUUCCAUUUAGUGUUGUCACCUUUACCACUCUAAUAAGGGGAAUCUUUGCUGAAAAUAAAGUUAGAGAUGCAGUUGAGUUGUUCAAAAAAUUGGUGAGAGAAAAGAUUUGUGAGCCCGAUGAAUUCAUGUAUGCAGCCGUCAUGAAUGGGCUCAACAAAAGGGGGCAUACUCAAAAAACUUUUAGUUUGCUCCGGUUGAUGGAACAAGGGAGCACUAAGCCCAACAUAUAUAUCUACAGCAUUGUUAUAGAUUCACUUUGCAAAGACAGAAGCUUAGAUGCUGCUAUCACUCUUUUGAAUGAGAUGAAGCAGAGAGGUAUUCCUCCAAAUAUAGUCACGUAUAAUACAAUAAUUGAUGGAUUGUGUAGGAUGGGUCAGUGGGGAAAGGUUAAGAUAUUGUUAUCUGAGAUGGUGAACCACAAUAUUUAUCCAAAUGUGCUCACCUUCAACAUACUAACAGAUGGACUAUGCAAAGAAGGGAAAGUUGAAGAUGCGGAGGAAGUAAUGAAACACAUGGUCGAAAAGGGUGUAGAGCCUAAUAUAAUCACCUACAAUGCAAUAAUGGAUGGCUAUUGUUUGCGUGGUCAACUAGCUAGAGCGAGGAGAAUUUUUGAUAUCUUGAUAGAUAAGGGCAUUGAGCCUAGCAUUUUUAGCUAUAGCAUACUAAUAAACGGAUACUGUAAGAAAAAGAAUUUGGCUAAGGCCAUGCAAUUGUUUUGUGAAAUUUCUAGAAAGGGAUCAAAACCUGAUAUUGUUACCUACAAUACUAUCUUGCAAGGUCUGUUUGAAGUUGGAAGAACUGGUGAAGCAAAACAAAUUUACGGUGAGAUGCUAUUUGCAGGGACCAAGCCGAAUGUAUACACUCAUGCCAUUUUGCUCAAUGGUUAUUUUAAGUGCGGACUUGUUGAAGAAGCUAUGUCACUCUUUAAUAAGUUAGAAAGAAGCAGAGAAUAUACUGAUAAUGCAUUUUAUAAUGUUGUCAUUAACGGAUUGUGCAAAAAUGGUAAACUUAAUGAAGCGCAUGCUGUUUUCGAGAAGCUUUCUUUCCUUGGAUUGUUCCCGGAUGUGAGAACAUACACUGUAAUGAUAAAUGGAUUUUGUCUUGAAGGGUUGUUUGAUGAAGCUAAAGAUAUUCUAAGAAAAAUGGAAGACAACGGUUGUUCUCCAAACAAUGUCACUUAUAAUGUUAUUUUGCAAGGAUUUCUCAGGUGCAACAAAAUUAUUGAAAUGACAUCUUUUAUGAAGGAAAUGGCUGGAAGGGGUUUCUCAUUUGAUGCAACUACAGCUGAGUUUUUGGUAAACAUUGUAAGGGAGAAUCCUUCUGUCCUUGACAUGAUACCAGAGCUUCACUCGAAAAAUAAGAAGUGAAUAUUUCUUUUUUUUGGUUCAUUUGGCUACGCUAUCACUGUCCUGCAAAAGAAAUGACACCCAAUGCAUUUUCCAAAUGUGAUGGCAAUUAGAACAUUGCUUGAGCUUUCCAGACAACCUGUUGAGGAGGUACAUCAGUUUUGAUUUGAGAAAAAAUGGUGACCAUACUCAGUCUCUUAAAAAAGAAAUAAUGGGUAUCCUGGAAAUUCAAUUGCCUUCUGGUGGUGUAGUAUCUAUACAGUGUACUGCUUUUAGGCUGGACUGCUGCAAUACUAUUCCAGUGUUCAUAAACUUCAUGCGUUCUCCAUUGGUGAGAAACUAAAGGUGGGGGGAGUUGGGGUACAUGAGCCUUGCAAGUCUAUUUGUAUGAUAUAGACCUCUUAGCAUUUUCUUGUUGUAGUAUUGUUCUGUGUUUUUGUUACUUAUU